AUGCAGCGCGAUGCUUCCGUUUAUUUGAAUGGCAGGAGCCACCUGGGGUAACACGCUUAUAAUCAACAAGGGUUUUCUUGUAAGUCCGCUAGGGUGGCAUCACACUGAGCGACCUUCCAAAUUUUUGCAUCAUCCAUAUCUUUGGCACACCCAGUCUAAUUCUUGUACACGACCGUUAGUGGAAGACAGCCGACCUCUUCCCAUUACAUAAAGGAGGUAACAGGAAGGCAGCCAGCAACCCGACUUGCCUCUCAUACGAAACGAUGGGAGUUCUUGCAAAGAAUGCUAUGAAGCAAGUCCAUGUGGAAAACAAAUUCUUGCAGAAAUUUCAGCACGGUUUCCGGAGAAGACGUUCUUGCCUAUAAAAUCUGCUGAUUUGGCCGGAGAUAUGAAAUAGGGCUUUAGAGGAGGGCUUUGCGGUCGAUGUCGCGUACAUCGAUUUCCACAAAGCAUUCGACAAUGUCUCGCACAAACACCUUCUUCAUAAAUUGAGUAGCCUCGACACCAGGGGAGAUCAUCUGAACUCGAUAAGGCGUUUCUAGUUGGUCGAAGAUAGCGUGUCUGUAUCGGAGAUGCUAUGCAAGACGGAGCGAACGUGACAAGUGGUGUGCCUGAAGGCUUAGUUCUCAGACCCUUACUAUUAGUCCUUUAGAUUAAUGACAGUCUUCAUGCACUCGACUGCGGCAAAGUUAUAUUCGCCGACGACGCUAAGCUCUGGGAAAUAAUUAAGGGUCCCAGUGAUCGAAAAUUCCUUCAAAAUAAUCUGCACCGAUAGAAAAUGCGGUCCGAGGUUUGGCUUCUAGAUUUCAGUGUGCAGAAUUGUGCGUCCAGCUAACUGUCAUUCAAAUGACAGCCUAAGAACAUGUCGCCUGGUCCAAGACUGAUAAUGGCUCACCCAGUUCUCGGGCAUGUCCAAAUAUAAAUUCUGCCUUUAUCCCGUCCAGACCAUAAAAUUUGCAUUUCUUCGAGUUUUGCUAGUUCUUCAAAAACUGCUUUUUAUCGAAAUAGAAUAUUUUCAAUAGCCGACGCUUUGCUGUUGUUCUAUCCAGACGGAAUGAACUCCUCUUUCCCUGUUAAACAGACUGGGUGAAGUAUUAAUAAGGCUCAGUUUUGUUUGCAUUGUCAAAUAUCCAGAGACCCUCCUCAUCCCUCAUAACAAGCAUGGGGUCCCUGCUAAGUGCAUUUUUCGCGAGCACUUGUAGAGCCAGUUAGAUUUGCUGACUGCUUAGUAAAGCAAAUUACUCUCAAAAUUCCACUGUCUUUUAAAAAAAGCAGGCUUUUAAACGCGUUACUUUUGAUCCUUCAAAGGAUUGCGUUCGUUGUUUCUGCAAAACUUCGUCCACUGCCUCCCUUUCAUUUUUAUCUCUUUUUCGGUAUUACUAGCUGGGCCCGGCCUCGCGUUGCCAUGGCUCAGUUUCAUGAAAUGAGGAAAAAGGAAAGAGAAAAGAGCAUGCUUCUAAUACGUUUAGUUUUAUAAUGCCUGUGUGUGUAAAACAUUUUUGCUGCUCCAUUUUCUGUGCAGGUAUAGAGAUUGUCUGGUUUGUCGACUUUGGAGCACCCAAAGUACAGUUGGCCACGUGAGAAGCAAUCCGCUUGCAAUCAAAACAGCACAAUUCUAGAGACUGGCCUUAAGGUAUGAUGAUUAUUAUGAUGAUGAUGAUGAUGAUGAUGAUGAUGAUGAUGAUGAUGAUGAUGAUGAUGAUGAUGAUGAUGAUGAUGAUGAUGAUGAUGAUGAUGAUGAUUGGAAACGCCAAUCGAGCCGAGAAUUGCAGUCGUCUCUAUUGAAAUAA
Messenger RNA from Spirometra erinaceieuropaei, 1790 nucleotides. The record is from the annotation of a GenBank genome assembly. Lineage: Eukaryota; Metazoa; Platyhelminthes; Cestoda; Diphyllobothriidea; Diphyllobothriidae.